GGCGGCUCCUCUGCAGCAAAAACUGCUACGGCGGCAGCAAGAAUCGAAAGCAGGUAUGUGUGCAUAUGUUGGCUAUGGGCUAUCCGUGUGCUGGCCACUUCUGGUGCUGGUUCGAGGCCUAGUUGGAGUUUUUAUAUGGUCAAGGUCGCAAUUUCAAAAUCGGCCCCCACCCCCUGACCCAUGAGCUCAGCUGCUGAUCGAAGCUGGCGUUUCAUCGCAGGCGUCUUUUUUGUUCUUCAUUUUUUGUGUUUUAUCAAUUAGUUACCUUGUUAAGAAAUGCCGCCAAAGAACGACUCGGAUGCCAAGAAAAAGGCACGCGACGACGCUCUGCAGUUCCUGGAGACACUCGAAAUCGCUGAUGAGGCCGAGGCCGAAGCUGAUGCUGCCGAGAAUGCCUCCGCCAAUGCAAAGGAUGCUGCCAAGGAGAGCGACGGCGAAAAGGCAAAGGAGGACCCCAAGACCAUGCUCAAGUUUAUUGAUGACCUGACAGAGUCAGCGGAGCAGCCAGCACAGCCAGCGCACCAAGCGCAGAGCGGCAGCUGGUCGUGGGGCGGGAUUUGGGGCCAGGCGGCAGCUCUGGUUGAGCAGAACGCGCAGCUCAAGAGUGGCAUCGGCAAGCUAAAGUCAUCGAUUGAUCAGGUGCGCAGCACCGAGGCAUCGAAGAUGAUCGAGGGGCGGGUGAAGACGCUGGUGAACCAGGAGAAUAUCACCAAGUUCAGCGGCGAGCUGAAGCGGUCGCUGGACUCGGUCAUCGACACGAUCGCACCGCCGAUCCAGGAUCACGAAGUGUUUACGGUCCGGCUGGUGGAUAACCUGCAGGACAGCAACAUAGAGAGCGUCGUGUACCGGACCAUGGACUCGGUGUUUGACUUCCACGGCCACGGCGAGAUUACCGUGAAGAGCGCGGCUAAGGAGCUGGAGGGUGCUCCCGAGAUGCAGGCUAAGCGCGGCGACACCUUCACGCUGCCCAAGGGCUUUGACGGCGGCUAUGGCGCGGCAGUCACGGCUAUCCAGUUUGUGCAGCACGCGGUGGAGGGAAUGGCGCAGCCAGCGGAGGCUGCUGGGGAGGAGCCGAAGGCGCACGCCGAGAGCCCGCUGUUCUACAAGGCGCACAAGACCGAGCUGCUGCUGGGAAUCCAGCCGUUCUCGGUGAUGCCUAUUGAGGACCAGGGAUUCCUGGGUCUCUGCGUGGUGCUGCGUGACCCGGCGCGCAAGCAGACGCUGCGGACAUUCUCGCAGAUGCUGCCGCUUGCAUGCUGGGCUGAGCCGCGCGACCAGAUUGUGGAUGCUGACGUGGACGUCGCACUGGGCAGCACCGUGACCAUGGCCACCGAUAGCGCCGUGCAGCGCAAGCAGGAGAUGAACGAGGAGUGCCUCUACGAGGCCGUCAUGCUAGCCGUCAAGAGUAUUGCCAACGAGUACCUGACGAUGCGGCCAGCCGAAAAGUAGCUUCUUGGCAAGUAUCAACUCAAUCGACUCACAUGUGGCCAGGAUGGCUUGUCCCCGUGCAAAUGGAUGUUCUAGAAAAAGCUGGCCCAUUGAGCUCGACAAUUGCUGCGUAUGUAAAAGGCGCGUCCCAAACAAAGGGGCUCGCAGGCUUCGGUGUGCGGGGGAGGGGAUUGCUGACCCUGGCCUCGGUCUUCUAGAAGCGCGUAUCUGCAGCCAAAAAAUAAAAAUGCUCGACUAUGAGCCCCGUGAGAGCACAGAUAAAAGGCGCAGCAGCGGAUCUCCCUCCUGGUCGCAAUGACGGAAUUCUGCGGUCUGCUGUUUGUUGUGCC
This is a messenger RNA of Linderina pennispora, 1778 nucleotides long. RefSeq lists its product as uncharacterized. The record is from RefSeq and is a predicted model, not a curated record. NCBI's taxonomy places the organism in Eukaryota, Fungi, Kickxellomycota, Kickxellomycetes, Kickxellales, Kickxellaceae. The transcript has a single exon. The coding region runs from base 277 to 1449 and encodes 390 amino acids.